GUGCGGCGCCCAGAGACCGCACAGCGUGAAGAGAAAUCGCCGCCUCCAGUAGAACCCGAGGACGAGCCUCUUCGUUUACGGCCUCCGAAAAGCCUACGUCUCGAAGACUUCAAGAUCAACCCGAGAUAUCUGGGAGCCGAAUAUGCUUUCGCGGACACCCUCAGGGGUCGUGACCAGCGGCGGUGCUUGAAAGGAUGCACCAAGCCUGAAUGUUGCGGUGCUGACUUCCUCGCUAUGGUUCAGGCAGGUGGGGUUGAUGUUGGAUCCGAUUCCGAGGUGCUCACUGCCUAUUUUGGAUCCAACUGGCAGCAGAUCGCUCGUGCAAGUGCUUUCGCCAACAAAUACGGCAAGCAUCGGAACGCAUUCGAAAGACGCAGCACGCCACCUGGCUUUUGGCGCACCGAAAUGCCAACAACACAGGAGGUCGAGGAUGACCGUAUCCGAGCUCGAGAGGUCGUAAGCGAAAAAGUCGAGGAAAGAUGGCGAGAAGCGAUGCGCGAUGGAGGAAGAUGGCUUUUCCGUGACGAGUAG
This is a messenger RNA of Baudoinia panamericana UAMH 10762, 531 nucleotides long. RefSeq lists its product as uncharacterized. The annotation marks the transcript as partial. NCBI's taxonomy places the organism in Eukaryota, Fungi, Ascomycota, Dothideomycetes, Mycosphaerellales, Teratosphaeriaceae. Gene Ontology annotation, biological process: DNA repair. The record is from RefSeq and is a predicted model, not a curated record. The transcript is spliced from 2 exons.